UGGGCUAAUCCUGGCUAGGAGCUGCGUGGUUACUCGAGCAGUGGGCGCUCGGGGUCCGAGUGCUCUGCGCCCAGCGCACCGAGGGAGCCAAGGCCAUCCGGCCGGCGCUUUCCUCUGUCUUUCGCAGCAGCUGUGGGUCGCGCCUCUUGGGCUGGCGUCGUGCCCGGGCCAAGGAGAAGGUGGGCACCGGAACGUGGCCGCAGCGCCUAUCUGUGAAGCAAGUAUUAAACCUCAGAACAGGGGCCGUGCGGCGUAAGGCAGGAGAGCAGAGCGGAGGUUUCAGGGAGCUUCGUUUGCCCUCCACACUCACAAGAGUCAGGCGUUAGUUGCUACACAGCUGUAUCUGUCCCACCCCUUGACUGGCACUCCUGGGGUAAUAAAAGCCCGCAGGAAAUGCUUGGGAAGAAAAAUUGCUGGGGAUGAAGAGUGAAGAGAAUUAGGGAGACUCGAUGAAGAAGGAAGACUGAACCAUAAAAGGACAAAUAAAACUCACUGUCUCUACCCUCCUUCCUUCCAUGAGACCUUUGACCUUUUGCCUUUUCUACCUCUUCCUCACUUUGAGCUACAUGCCAGACUUUUUCUUAAUUACAAACUGAUAGAUUGUCUAUAUCUCAACUAACGGUAUUGAGGCUGUAAGAGCAUCAGAUUUGAAACAAGUCUGUAUUAAUGAAGAGUGACUGCAUGCAAACCACAAUAUGUCAAGAAAGAAAAAAAGAUCCCAUAGAAAUGUUUCAUUCUGGACAGCUGGUAAAAGUCUGUGCCCCAAUGGUUCGAUAUUCAAAGUUGGCUUUUAGGACACUAGUAAGAAAAUACAGUUGUGAUCUGUGUUAUACACCAAUGAUAGUUGCCGCUGAUUUUGUCAAAUCUAUAAAAGCCAGAGACAGUGAAUUUACCACAAACCAAGGUGAUUGCCCAUUGAUUGUUCAGUUUGCUGCUAACGAUGCAAGACUUUUAUCUGAUGCUGCUCGUAUAGUCUGUCCUUAUGCGAAUGGAAUAGACAUUAACUGUGGUUGCCCUCAGAGGUGGGCAAUGGCAGAAGGUUAUGGGGCUUGCUUAAUAAACAAGCCAGAGCUUGUUCGAGAUAUGGUGAAACAAGUAAGAAAUCAAGUGGAAACCCCUGGAUUUUCAGUUUCUAUUAAAAUAAGGAUCCAUGAUGACCUUAAAAGAACUGUAGAUCUUUGUCGAAAGGCUGAAGCAAUAGGAGUUUCCUGGAUUACAGUCCAUGGAAGAACUGCUGAAGAAAGACAUCAGCCAGUGCACUAUGAUUCCAUUAAAAUAAUUAAGGAAAAUAUGUCUAUACCUGUGAUUGCUAAUGGAGACAUCAGAAGCUUAAAGGAAGCAGAAAAUGUGUGGCAGAUUACUGGGACAGAUGGUGUGAUGGUUGCAAGAGGACUCUUAGCAAACCCGGCCAUGUUUGCUGGAUAUGAGGAAACCCCACUGAAAUGCAUCUGGGACUGGGUUGACAUUGCUCUUGAACUCGGGACUCCUUACAUGUGUUUCCAUCAACAUUUAAUGUACAUGAUGGAAAAGAUAACUUCAAGGCAGGAAAAAAGGGUAUUUAAUGCUCUGUCAAGCACGUCAGCAAUCAUAGAUUACCUUACAGACCAUUAUGGCAUUUGACUAGACUUCCCAAAUAAUUUUAAUAUAUACUUUUAAACCCACAAUGAAACCACAGAAGGUCAGAUUUUGUACCUUAAACUAGUAGCUCCCAAAUUUUAGUAUAAAAACAAUCCCUGGGAGCAUUUUUUAACAAUCAGUCAUAGACCCCACCCUCAGAGAUUCUGAUUCGGUAGAUCUGGGGUAGACCCAGAAAUAUACAGUUUAAAGAAAACUCCCGGUGGUUGAGACAUCCUGAUCAUCCUAGGCAAACAUUGACAAAUACUGCUCUGAAUACUGUUAUAUAGAUAUUAGGGGAAUGGGUAGAGUGGGAAUUUUUUCCUAAAGGAAUCAUGUUUUAUCAUGUUUUUAACAUUUUAAAAUAAAAUUUAUUUCAAUACUAAGAAA
Molecule: messenger RNA, 2004 nt
Organism: Rhinopithecus roxellana (golden snub-nosed monkey)
Lineage: Eukaryota; Metazoa; Chordata; Mammalia; Primates; Cercopithecidae
Gene: DUS4L
Product: dihydrouridine synthase 4 like
Exons: 7
Coding region: 667-1620 (317 amino acids)
Biological process (GO): tRNA processing
Molecular function (GO): flavin adenine dinucleotide binding; tRNA dihydrouridine synthase activity
Source: RefSeq, a predicted model, not a curated record